Mizuhopecten yessoensis (Yesso scallop) is the source of this 2068-nucleotide messenger RNA. Its product is annotated as cysteine protease ATG4B-like. Gene Ontology annotation, molecular function: protein-phosphatidylethanolamide deconjugating activity. NCBI's taxonomy places the organism in Eukaryota, Metazoa, Mollusca, Bivalvia, Pectinida, Pectinidae. The transcript has 12 exons. Bases 68 to 1255 code for a protein of 395 amino acids. The record is from RefSeq and is a predicted model, not a curated record.
GUUUUCUCAGUACGUGCAGAUAACACUAGAGAACGCCUUGAAGCAGAUGACUUGUCAGACGUAGAAAAUGGAUUAUGUAGACGGUACGUUUACAUACGAGAGUGCAACUGUAGCCUGUGCUGACUUCCCCAAAACUGAGGAACCAGUGUACAUCUUAGGGAAAGUCUACAGUGCACUACAUGACCGAGAGGAGCUGCGGCAUGACUUUGUGUCGAGGUUAUGGUUGACAUACAGGAGAAAUUUCCCUGCUGUAGGUGGUACAGGUCCCACAGGAGACACAGGUUGGGGAUGUAUGUUGCGCUGUGGUCAAAUGAUGUUAGCUCAAGCCCUUCUCGUUCACCAUUGUGGAAGAGACUGGAGGUGGGCCGAGGACGGACGGCGGGAAGACAUGUACUGGAAGAUUCUUAGUAUGUUCCAGGACAAAAAGAGUGCCUACUACUCUAUACAGCAGAUAGCAUCUAUGGGUGUGUCCGAGGGAAAGGCAGUUGGCCAGUGGUUUGGACCCAACACCGUGGCACAAGUGCUAAAGAAGCUGGCAGUUUAUGAUGAUUGGUCCAAUCUUGUAAUACAUGUAGCUAUGGACAACACUGUGAUAGAAAAUGAUAUUCGAGGUCUGUGUCAGGAAGGUAGAGAGUCAGAAAGCUGUGAUAUUAUGGGAUGUCAGAAUGAAAAGGGAGCAGAAGGCGGACCAAGACACUUUGACAAAAACCACAAACUCAAAGGGAAGCCAGGAUGUUGGAAACCUCUUCUUCUUGUUAUUCCACUUAGACUAGGUCUAACAGACAUCAACUCUGUAUAUAUAGAAAGUCUGAAAAGAUGUUUUACCUUCAAACAAAGUGUAGGUAUAAUUGGAGGUCGACCAAACCAUGCUCACUGGUUUGUAGGGUCCUUAGGUGACAAGCUGAUAUUCCUGGACCCACAUACAACACAGGCGGCCACUGACCUGGACGAUCCCUCAAGUAGUGAUCAGAGCUACCACUGUCAGUAUCCCAGCCUGAUGAAGGUUACGGAGCUGGACCCGUCCAUAGCCGUCGGGUUUUAUUGCCGUAAUGAGGAAGACUUCACAGACUUCUGUAUUCAGGCUCGUAAACACAUCACAGAUGCCAAAAAGACACCCAUGUUUGAAAUGUUCCAGGAUCGUCCUUCCCACUACCCUCCAUACGAACCCUAUACUGGGCUGACACCUUCUACCACAGGUUUCACCGAAGUAAGAGCACAAAAUGACAGUGAUGAAGAAUUUGAGUUGGUCGGAUAACCAGGCUUGAUCAAACAGAUAACUGGAUGAUCAGUUCACAGACUGUGUUCUAACAAUGCAAUGAAUUCAACAAUUAAUGAAGUUUGUCAAAACAAGAAGUCUGAUUGGAUGAUUUUACUUCGUUUUAUAAAUCUGAUUGGUUGGUUUUGUCACCAAUGACCUUUGUGAUUAAGGAGUUGGCAUGAAAAUUAUUUAAGGGUAUAAAAAAUAUCCAUGUAAAUCGAAUAUUUAUAAUUGAUAAUUAGUGAUAAAGGAUGCUGUGAAGUGACUGAUAAGAAGCAAGUGUUGUAAUAUUAUUGCAUCCUCAAAACCACAGGGGUAAUGUUCACUUACAUGAACACCUGACUUGGAGGUCAGUCAAUUUUACCAUUAUGUUGCCACACAACUCUUUUAAUGUACACAUAAAAGGAUCAAAUUAGUUCCCCUGACUCCUCUACAAGGUGACCUGUACAGAACUUUGAUUUUGUCAUGACACAUUCAGAGGUGCCUUGAAGGUACAUGUAAGAGAGUGUCACCCCUGGAAUUUGGAGGAUGAUUAUUACCAGUGGCGUAGCAAAUAAUUGUUGGGAGUGUAUGCUUAUUACAUAGCUGGAGAAAUUUCUACUGGACCCUAGAAGCAAUCUACCGUGUUCUUGGAACACCUUUUAGUCUGAUUAUUAACAAGUAACAAUUUUACUUGCUAAAAAGGGCCUUGAAAUGAUUAUCUGAGAACAAUACGGGAUAAUAUGUUUCGUUGGACUAAAAUUUUCAAGAAGAUUUUUUAGGUCACCUGAGACAAAGUCUACAAGGUCAAUUGUGAAAUUGAAAAUUGUG